AUUAAUGACAUGCCAUGCUAACAUGAUGGCCUUUUCCCCCCAACCUUUUCCUCACUCAACUUCAUCCACACCACUCCUUCUCCUUCCCCUGUUUUUUCUAUCACUCAUACACUAACACAUUUUCUUUCUCUGUCACUUCUAUGCUCAUUCAAUAAAACAUUCCAAAAAUGGCCUUUCUUUCUCUUUCACUUCUUCCUUCUAAUUCUUUCCCUUUUCUAUCUACUCAUCCAUUUCUUCAAAACCCACAUAAUUUUAAACCCAUUAACCAAUUCUCACUAACUUACUCCCCUCCAAAAUUCACACUAACCCACCUCAAAAAACACAAUCUUUCAUCAACCCAAAUAUUCUCUAGUGGUGGAAAUGGAGGAGGAAUUCAUGGUGGGGGAAAUGAUGGUGGUGGUGGCGGAGGCGGCGGCGGUGGAGAUGAUGGUGCAGAGGGGAAAAACAGAGAAGAAGCAUUUUUAGUAAUGGCUGAAGUUGGAAGAUCUUUAGAUAGUUUGCCUAAAGAUUUAGCUUCUGCUGUUGAUGCUGGUCGGACUCCGGGCUCGAUUCUUGGACGUUUCUUUGAGCUUGAGAAGUCUCCGGUGUUCCGGUGGUUGCUUCAGUUUGGUGGGUUUAAAGAGAGAUUGCUUGCUGAUGAUCUUUUCUUGACUAAAGUUGGAAUUGAAUGUGGUAUUGGAAUUUUCACUAAGACGGCUGCAGAGUUGCAGAAACGAAAGGAAAACUUCAAAAAAGAACUUGACUUUGUAACAGCUGAUGUCAUAAUGGCUCUGGUUGCAGAUUUCUUGCUUGUCUGGCUUCCUGCACCCACGAUUUCAUUGCGACCUCCUCUGGCAGUCACUGUAGGACCUGUCGCCAGGUUUUUCUACGGCUGUCCAGACAAUGCGUUUCAGAUUGCUGUUGCAGGAACUAAAUAUUCAUCUCUACAAAGAAUCGGUGCUUUAUUGCGUAAUGGUGCAAAGCUUUUUGCUGUCGGAACCAGUUCAUCUGUGAUUGGUACCGGGAUUACAAAUCUGUUAAUCAACGUACGAAAGGCUGUCGACAAGUCAUUCUCGAGAGAAGCAGAAGAUAUUCCAAUGCUAGCAACUAGCAUUGCCUAUGGUGUUUAUUUAUCAGUUUCUGCUAAUCUUAGGUACCAACUGAUAGCCGGAGUGAUUGAACAACGGAUUUUGGAGCCAUUCCUUCAUGAUCGUAAGCUUGUAUUGAGUGCGCUUUGCUUUGCAGUUCGGACUGGAAACACAUUUUUGGGCUCAUUGAUGUGGGUGGACUUUGCUCGUCUCAUCGGAGUUCAAAGGGCUCGAGAUUAACAUACAUAUUAGCUAUGGAUCGUUUUGGUGCUGAUCCAACGCAGCAUUUUUUUGCUUAUUGUUUCGACUACAACCUAAUUCGUUGGCAAAUAGUCGUAAAAUGUAGGAUGCAAAAUCAUAGUCCUGCAGAUAGGCCAUUCCAAUUCCAGCAUUGUAGAUUUACCUUAUUCUUAAGUUGGAGAUCAUGCAAGGGAUGAUAGUAGUAUCUGUGUAUUGGAUAGUCCUGUAGUUCGUAUGCAAUGUUCAUUUAUUUUUGAGAGGGAAACUUGGUAAUGAUAUUGAUCUUUGCAACUGAUCAAGAAGAUUUUACGUUAACCAUA
Molecule: messenger RNA, 1627 nt
Organism: Amaranthus tricolor (Joseph's coat)
Lineage: Eukaryota; Viridiplantae; Streptophyta; Magnoliopsida; Caryophyllales; Amaranthaceae
Product: protein RETICULATA-RELATED 4, chloroplastic-like
Exons: 8
Coding region: 168-1307 (379 amino acids)
Source: RefSeq, a predicted model, not a curated record